Messenger RNA from Rotaria sp. Silwood1, 342 nucleotides. The record is from the annotation of a GenBank genome assembly. Lineage: Eukaryota; Metazoa; Rotifera; Eurotatoria; Philodinida; Philodinidae.
AUGAUGAGUAUCGGAAAACGUAAAUAUUUGUCUAUACAUGAUCCAUUAUCAUUAUCACCAACAAAAAAACGUUUUUUACAAUUUAUACCAUUUAAUCUAAAACCAACAUUAGUUCGAUCUGAUAUUUGUUAUCUUAGUCAAAUACCAACUGAAAUACGUGAUUUAAUAUUAUUAAAAUUAUCACCACAUGAACUUCAUCAAUUAGCUAGUACGAGUAAUGAAUAUUUUUCUAUUGUAUUAAAUUUUCUACGAUCAUCAAUGGGUACUCAAUAUUUUAAAUUAAUAUUGAAAACAACACCUGAUCGUCGUCGAUCAGGAGCUUGGGAAAAUCUUGGUAAAUAA